UUGAUUCUUUAAAACAAUGUCCGACCAAUUCCCCACUACAUAAGUAUGAUAAUAACAUGACUUUGUUACUGACUAGCAAGGCACGUCAUCUCACGUCACAAAGUGCAGUAACGUUAAUUACGUCACUGCUAAAGCUGUUUUUCUUUUGCUUUUACAGUAUAUUGUGGAGAAUUAAUAGUUUUACUCUGCUACUUUGUUUCUUUUUUUUUCUGUUUUCGUAAAAGAGAAAUGAAAGGUAACAUGUGAGGGGUAAAAAGCCUCUAAAUGUAAUGGGGACAGAUUCAAAGGUUUGACAUUAAACAAGUAUUGUCCUCAGCUAGUGUUAUGUGUCAACCUGCCCACAGGUGCCACUAGUGUAACAAAUAAAGGACCUGACUGAAAGGAAAAUGAAAUGCCGUAAACAAACCGCAGACACUGCACACAAUAGUUAUAGAUGGCAAACAACGAUAAUAAUAUAUUAAAGGGUUCAAAUACCCUAAAAUCUCUGAUAUGCAGUGAUAACAAAGGGUCGUAAAAUAGAAGUGAAGUGAGGCAGUGGAAGUGAGUAAAAGAUGGCUGGACAUGAAUACCUCUCUUCAUGCCUGGCUGGAAAGCGAAGUUCCUCUGGACUUUUUGCUCUACUGGACGAUGAUGGGGAAGUUUGUCCCUGAUAUGUCAGCAUGUCAUUCAUAUAAAAGUCGGCCACAGUAGCAGGACCGAAGAGAUCAAUGCCAAGAUGAAGUUGUUUGUUUUCAGUAUCGUCUGUGCAUUUCUGCAAAUCAGCCAUCAAAAUCCAACAAGCACCUGGACUAUGAUGCCCCACAUUUUGGUCGUGGAGGUGGAUGGCACUUUGGGCCAGCUCCCCCUGAGCUGUCUGGAGCAGCCAGAGGAGUUUAUGGGGAGCGAUGACAAGAUUGAGGAUAUUGUUUGGAAGACGAACGGAGUAGAGGAAGAACAGAGAGGAAACUUGUAUCUGCUGGAGCUGGAGGAAAGCUUAGGAGGGGGAAACUACACCUGCCACACCAAGGACGGAUCACUCCUCAAUCACACCGAGGUCCUGAUCCAAGCGGACGAAACUAACAGGAGAAUUCUUGUGAAAACCAACCAAGAUUAUUUAGAGUGCUCCGCUCAAAAUUACAACGGAGAGUUCAGCUGCUCUUGGACCUGGCACAGCAGGCGCGUUGGCAAAGUAGCAUUCAUCAAAGCUCGACGUGUUUCUGACGACAAUGACGCCGAGUGUUCUAUGGAUGAAAGCGGUCAGCGUUGGACGUGCUCUUCAGGUCAGAGUAACUUCAGCUGUUCAGUGGACGACAGUGGACACAGGAUCUCGUGCCAGGACGAGCAGCACUGCCCCUACGCCGAGGAGAGCCAGCAGAUCCAUGUCACAGUCUACGUGAGGACAAAGUACUUCCUGGUGGAGAACUACUCUAGAUACUUUUACCUGUCAAAGAUAGUGAAACCUGACAAGGUGAGGAUCAAUAAAGUCAACACUACGAUGAUAGAGUGGAGUUACCCGAGCUCCUGGAGCAGCCCCUACUCCUACUUCCCUCUCACUUUCGAGAUUCUACAGCUCAAAGGGCGAUGCAAAAGAUGUGGCAACCCGUGCACCGACUCAAAAGCCACUAAGACCCUGAAAGUCCACUCUACAGACAUUUGUCAGUUUGAAGUCCAGCACAGGGCUAAAGCCGUCUGUGUUCGGGCUAAGGAUGCUCUCUGUAAGUCACAGUGGAGCGAGUGGAGCCACAUCAGAUUGAGGACACCCAAGAAGAACAAAAAGCAAAACAAAGACUAAGAGGAAAGAGAAUCCCCAAAUCUCUUAAAAUGCUAUUUUUAUGCUUUUAUAUAUUUAUAUCUAUAUUUAUCUUAUCUUAUAUCAUGUAGUUUGUAAUAUGCAACUAUUCUUAAUGAUGAGUGAAGAAAUAAAAUGAUAUUUAACGCAA
Messenger RNA from Sebastes umbrosus (honeycomb rockfish), 1919 nucleotides. It is a transcript of the gene il12ba, whose product is annotated as interleukin 12Ba. Bases 716 to 1771 code for a protein of 351 amino acids. The record is from RefSeq and is a predicted model, not a curated record. NCBI's taxonomy places the organism in Eukaryota, Metazoa, Chordata, Actinopteri, Perciformes, Sebastidae. The transcript has 8 exons. Gene Ontology annotation, molecular function: protein binding.